Messenger RNA from Pteronotus mesoamericanus, 2124 nucleotides. It is a transcript of the gene LMOD1, whose product is annotated as leiomodin 1. Gene Ontology annotation, cellular component: cytoskeleton; myofibril; striated muscle thin filament. Gene Ontology annotation, biological process: pointed-end actin filament capping; myofibril assembly; actin filament organization. The record is from RefSeq and is a predicted model, not a curated record. Bases 208 to 2124 code for a protein of 638 amino acids. Lineage: Eukaryota; Metazoa; Chordata; Mammalia; Chiroptera; Mormoopidae. The transcript has 3 exons. Gene Ontology annotation, molecular function: actin binding; tropomyosin binding.
CCCCGCGCCUGGGGACGCGGCCGCUCCCAGUCAACAGUCCAGCACCUGCGGCGCAGGGCCCGGGAGCCCGUCCUCAGCAGCGGGGGUCUGCUCCCAAGCCUGCUCCACCGCCAAGCCCGCUCCGCCGCGUCCAGGCCAGCCCCGCCUCCCCGCCUCGGCCGCCACGACCGCCGCCGCCCCUGCCAGAGCCGCAGCCGCUUUGCCAAGAUGUCCAAGGUAGCCAAGUACCGCCGGCAGGUGAGCGAGGACCCGGACAUCGACAGCCUGCUGUCCACCCUGUCCCCCGAGGAGAUGGAGGAGCUGGAGAAGGAGCUGGACGUGGCGGACCCCGACCGCAGCCUCCCGGCAGGGCUGCGGCAGCGCAACCAGACGGAGAAGCCGUCCACGGGCGCCUGCAGCCGGGACACCAUGCUCAGCUUCCGCGAAAAGGAGACCAAGAAACUUCUGCAGAGGGAGCUGUCCCUGGAUGAGAGCAAGCCAGCGGAGGCCGCGGCGGACGCCAAAGACGCCGCGGAGAGGGGCGGCGGCGCCGGCAGGAGGGCCCUGGGCCCCCGGCGGGACUCGGACCUGGGGCGGGCGCCCAGGCGGGGGGCCCUGAAGAAAAGCUUCUCCAGAGACCAAGAGGAUUCUGAGGGCCACAGCGCCCAGCAGCCCAGGGAGAAGCUGAUCCGGGGCAUCGACAGGGGCCGGGUGCGGGCCGCCGUGGACAAGACCGAGGCGGGGGGGGACGGCCGGGGGGACGGCCGGGGGGACGGCCGGGCGGCCCCCAGGAAGGAGGAGGAGCUGAGAGGCAGGGACAGGAGCGCCGGGGUGAGCAGGGACAAGGACAAGGACAAGAAGAGAGAGGACGGGAAGGUAAAGGAAGGGGCUGAGCACGCGGAAGCUGGGGGGCAGGAGGGGCAGGAGCCGAGGCCGGCGAGUGGGGGCGGCGACGCGAGAAAGGAGGAGGAGAAAGUCAAGCAGGAGGAGGCCCCCCACCCACGGGGGCCCGUGGAGGAGAGGAAACCGAAGGCAGAGAGGAAGCCGGAGGCGGAGAGGAAGCCGGAGGCGGAGAGGAAGCCGGAGGCUGCCGAGGAGCAGACCCCCCGCGGCCCCGCCAAGCCCCCCGAGGCGCCGGCCCAGGCAGAGGAGGAGGCGGCGCCCAGCAUCUUCGACGAACCCCUGGAGAAAGUGCGGACCAACGACCCCAGCAUGACCGAGGUGAACGUCAACAAUUCCGACUGCAUCACCAACGAGAUCCUGGUGCGCUUCGCCGAGGCCCUGGAGUUCAACACGGUGGUCAAGGUGUUCGCCUUGGCCAACACGCGUGCCGACGACCACGUGGCCUUUGCCAUCGCCAUGAUGCUCAAGGGCAACAAGACCAUCGCCAGCCUCAACCUGGACUCCAACCACAUCACGGGCAAGGGCAUCCUGGCCAUCUUCCGGGCGCUGCUGCAGAACAGCACGCUGACCGAGCUGCGCUUCCAUAACCAGCGGCACAUCUGCGGCGGCAAGACGGAGAUGGAGAUCGCCAGGCUGCUCAAGGAGAACACCACGCUGCUCAAGCUGGGCUACCACUUCGAGCUGGCGGGGCCCCGCAUGACCGUCACCAACCUGCUCAGCCGCAACAUGGACCGGCAGCGCCAGAAGCGCCUGCAGGAGCGGCAGGCGCAGGAGGCCGCCGCGGAGAGGAAGGGGCUGCUGGAGGUGCCCAAGGCGGGGGCGCCGGCCAAGGGCUCGCCCGGCCCCUCUCCCCAGCCCUCACCCAAGGUCUCGCCCAAGAACUCGCCCAAGACGGGGGGCGUCCCGGCCGCCCCGCCUCCCCCGCCGCCGCCCCUGGCCCCACCACUCGCGGUGGAGAGCCUGAGGAGCUCGCUCUCGCCAGCCACGCAGAGGAAGAUGGGGGACAAGGUCCUCCCCGCCCAGGAGAAGAACUCCCGCGACCAGCUGCUGGCCGCCAUCCGCUCCAGCAACCUGAGCCAGCUCAAGAAGUUAACAUUCCCUCUGCACGCGGAGCUGAUGGUCCAGGACAAGCAGAGGCCUAUCCGCACGUCCCUCAGAAGGUGGCAUGCCGGCGGGAUCCAGGAAGGGGGUCCCACCGGGCCCACGGCGCCGCGCCCCCAGGGCCAGGAUUCAGGCCUCUGA